AUGACUAUCGCCAAGAGGAGGCUGAGACCGCUGCUGCGACCACUCCGCAACGACCGCGCAGCGCACGCGCACGACGCCGCGCCACCGCUCUCGCGCCGCGUUCCAAAUUCAAAGUUUGACGGUUCAGUGCAAGGUGAUGUGCAGUCAGUGGAAAAGCAUAUAAUUGAGACGUCAGCGGAGUCGGCUGACUUGUCCACGGAGGUGUCAGUGGUUUCCGUGGCCAGCUCCUCCUCAUCAUCAGCUGAGUUACGCGAAGGGUCAGGAGAAGACCCUCCAGAUCCUAUACCGUCGAUAGGGAUAGUCAAGAAUGAAACUAGAGAGGCGUUGAAAACCGACGGAACUGAACAAGAUCCGGUGGUGUUCCUCUCUGAGAAGAACAGCUAUAUCCCCGUGAGCAUCAAGCCGCGCUCCCCCGCCGUGGACAGCGCGUGGAGAGAGCCUCCUGCCUGGGAGAGAGAGUACCGCCGCCACAGGACCAACGGCAGCAGAGUCCAAUAUAUUGAAGCUGAGUGCCAGGAUGACUUUAUGAAGAUCAGGGUUGGAUUCAACGGUUCUUUUGCUGGAUUGGUGUAUUCUGCAGGAUACUCAUAUGAUCCGGACUGCAUGUACAUCAAUGGAACUGGCCGCGACUACUACGAGUUCUACAUCCAGCUCAAUCGCUGCGGGACCCUGGGCCGGAACAGCCAGCACGACGACAAUAGGAAACAUCCUACGAAGAACCUGAUGUGGAACACCAUCACAGUGCAGUACAAUCCACUCAUCGAGGAGGAGCUGGACGAGCACUUCAAGGUCACCUGCGAGUACGGGUACGACUUCUGGAAGACCGUGACCUUUCCCUUCCUGGAUGUUGAGGUAGCGACGGGCAACCCGGUAGUAUUCACACUCCAACCACCUGAAUGCUAUAUGGAGAUCAGAUCAGGCUACGGGGCCGGCGGCGCGCGAGUCUCCGGCCCGGUCAGGGUGGGAGAUCCGCUCACGUUGCUCAUCUACAUGAGGAGUGCUUAUGACGGAUUCGAUAUUGUGGUGAACGACUGCUUCGCCCAUAACGGUGCAACCAAGCGGAUACAACUCAUUGACGAGUACGGAUGUCCAGUGGACGACAAGUUGAUAUCCCGAUUCCGAGGUUCGUGGUCCGAGUCGGGCGUGUUCGAGACGCAAGUGUAUGCCUACAUGAAAACGUUCCGAUUUACGGGCUCACCGGCUCUGUACAUCGAGUGUGACGUCAGAAUGUGCCAUGGGAGGUGUCCUUCCCAGCCCUGCCACUGGCGGAACAUGAAGAGCGUCCGCCGGCGGUCUGUGGAAUCGGAGUCUGCGAGCGUGGCGCCGCGCUUGUCGGAAAAUAUAUCGCUGUUCCAGUCGCUAAGAGUGCUGCAAGAAGGCGAGGAGGAUUCGGAGCUCGCUGCUAGCACAGCAGUAGCCGAAGGUCAAACGUGCAUGAAGACCUCAGCGCUAUCGGCGCUAGUAGCGUCAUGCGGCGCGCUAGUAGCGGCUUUGUGCGGCGCGCUAUUGGUCGCAGCACGCGGUUGGCGGCGCGGGAGCAACGCUACGCCACACCACGCGUACGUGCCGCAUAAGGGACGGAUCAAAUAAGAUGAAAAAGUUGGUUUUUGAGACUGACUUAUAAACUGCACCGCGUGAUGCAAAAGCCUCAAAUCGUAGUUUUCAAAACCUAAUUCUCUUGGGCCCUUUUAGGGCACUCACCGUUUAUUGCUAAGGUUAAUACUGGUUAUUAAACUUGAAAAUAGUUUACUCGUACCUAUAUGGA
This is a messenger RNA of Ostrinia furnacalis (Asian corn borer), 1765 nucleotides long. RefSeq lists its product as uncharacterized. Bases 1 to 1590 code for a protein of 529 amino acids. The transcript is spliced from 12 exons. NCBI's taxonomy places the organism in Eukaryota, Metazoa, Arthropoda, Insecta, Lepidoptera, Crambidae. The record is from RefSeq and is a predicted model, not a curated record.